AUGAACCCCGUCAGCAUCGGGGAGUACCAUGGCCUACGGGUGGGAUCUUCCCUGCUCAGCAUUGUGGCGGGUUGCAUCAUCAUUGGGGUGUCCAGGGAGUGUGACGCUGAUGCUGUAGGAGGGAUCUUUCUGGGAGCGGGAGGCCUCGGUCUCCUCAUAUCGAUCUACCCCUUCAUAAAAGCCUGGUUGAACAUCAACCAUAUUCUUCCAUCCUUUGGAAACUUCAGAGUGCACCCCACAACUGUCAAUCCGGCUCCUGAUCAACCUGUAGAGACAGUAAGAAGAGAAGGGACUCAGAGUCAACUAAAUCUGGAGCGCUCCAAGAGUCGAAUGGGAACCUUUGUGGAGGGCGGACCGACGGCUGAGCCCAACCCAGAAGAAGGGACAUCUUCAGACAUGCCAGACGUCUUAUCUAGACGGAAACUUAAGCAGCCACCUUCUGAUCAAGACCUGCCAUGAUGUCAUCACAUGACCUGGCUGACCAAUAUUAUUCAACUUCCCCACUAAAUGUUCUUCAUUAGGUUUCUUUCAAGUGUGUGACAAAAGAUGCUGAUUUUCUGUAGAAUCGCUGUAUCAGCUGAACUUGUCCUGAUUGUUGGGAUCACCUCGUGAAAUUGUACUUAUAUGGCUUAAUAAACGACUCCAAAGAUUAAA
Messenger RNA from Sebastes umbrosus (honeycomb rockfish), 654 nucleotides. It is a transcript of the gene kncn, whose product is annotated as kinocilin. The record is from RefSeq and is a predicted model, not a curated record. Bases 1 to 459 code for a protein of 152 amino acids. Lineage: Eukaryota; Metazoa; Chordata; Actinopteri; Perciformes; Sebastidae. The transcript is spliced from 5 exons.